This is a messenger RNA of Calliphora vicina (urban bluebottle blowfly), 413 nucleotides long. Its product is annotated as male accessory gland serine protease inhibitor-like. The transcript is spliced from 2 exons. Bases 93 to 341 code for a protein of 82 amino acids. Gene Ontology annotation, molecular function: serine-type endopeptidase inhibitor activity. NCBI's taxonomy places the organism in Eukaryota, Metazoa, Arthropoda, Insecta, Diptera, Calliphoridae. The record is from RefSeq and is a predicted model, not a curated record.
UAAAAGUUUUUAAACAUUUAAGUUUCGUAAACAGUCUAAAACUAUACUUUGUUGAAAGUUCAUCUUCUAGAGAAAAAAUAAAUUUCAAAAAAAUGAAAAUCUUUGCUUUAUUUUUGGCCAUCUUUGCUUUGGUGUCAUCAGCCGUUGCUAUUAAAAAUGCUGCUUGUGGUUUGAAACAUGCCGUCGACGGUAAUGGUUUGAUUGCCUGUGCCGCUUACAUUCCUUCUUGGUCCUACAAAGCUGAUUCCAACGAGUGCGUUGAAUUCGUCUAUGGAGGUUGCGGUGGCAACAACAACCGUUUCAAUUCUCUUAAAGAAUGUGAGGAUAUGUGCAAGGAAUAAAUUAUUGGAAUAAAUUAGGAACGUGAAAUGUGAUUUUUUUUUUGUAAAUAUAAUUAAUAUUUAAAGUUUAAA